AUGUGCAAACUGACAAUCGUACCAAGUGAAGGCUCCGUCUCCUCGGAAGAACGAACGGCCUUACUCGGCCAGAAGGGCGUGAUAAUUUGGUUGACGCGCCUCAGUGCGAGUGGGAAGUCAACCAUCGCAUGUGCACUGGAACAGCAUCUCCUCCACCUGCACAAAAACUCUUACCGCUUGGAUGGCGACAAUGUCCGAUUUGGCUUGAACAAAGAUCAAGAAAUGCGAACAUCCAUCUCUAAAAUAUUCGCCAACUCUGCAUCCAUCACUAUCACGGCCUUCAUCUCGCCGUACCACAUCCAUGAAAAGGCAUUGUUUCCCUUUGUCGAGGUGUUUGUUGAUGCACCUCUCCAUGUCGUCGAACAGUGCGACCCAAAGAGCCUGUACAAGAAAGCCCGUGCGGAGUUCAUGGGCAUAUCUGCCCCGUAUGAAGCUCCAGAGAACCCAGAAAUCCACAUUGAUACAUUGGUUACGGAUGUUGUGGAGAGCGUCCGGAUAAUCACUGAUUCUUUGAUGAGUAAAGGGUAUAUUUCCGUGUAGGACGAGAAAGGCUUCUAUAAACUACAUAGACAAGUGUGUAUCAUUGAGCCAGUGGGCAAAAAGUUACU
Messenger RNA from Desarmillaria tabescens, 608 nucleotides. RefSeq names its product adenylylsulfate kinase. Gene Ontology annotation, molecular function: ATP binding; adenylylsulfate kinase activity. The record is from RefSeq and is a predicted model, not a curated record. The transcript has 6 exons. Gene Ontology annotation, biological process: sulfate assimilation. NCBI's taxonomy places the organism in Eukaryota, Fungi, Basidiomycota, Agaricomycetes, Agaricales, Physalacriaceae. Bases 1 to 540 code for a protein of 179 amino acids.